AAAAUAAAAAAAGAAAACAAAAGAAAACCUAGCUGCCGUUGUUUUACAGCUGUUGGUGCAACAUAAAAAAUCUCAAACAGUCGAAAUUCAAUCAAGGUUUGAAGAUUUAUGGUUCUUAAUCUCCCUGGAAGAUCUUAACAUCGAAGACCCAAAGCUUCGUUUUCUCAACUGCCACUUCAAAGAUCAAGUUUGGAAUGCCAAAAUCUUUGAAGGAGAAUAACAAUUCCAUGUUUACACCAAAGACACCCCAUUUCUUCAAGAUCAUUUUAGAUGCCAAUAUUCGAGAUAAGAAGCUUGAGAUUCCUGGAAAGUUUGUGAGAAAAUAUGGAAAUGGGUUAUCAAAUUCAGUGUUAUUAACUGUUCCAAGUGGUGAUACAUGGCAUGUUGAGCUGACAAAAUCUGAUGGUAUUGUUUGGUUGCAAAAUGGAUGGCAAGAAUUUUCUGAGUAUUUCUCUCUCAAGUAUGGGCAUCUCCUGGUUUUCAAAUAUGAAGGUAAUGGCAAGUUUCUGGUACUCAUAUUUGAUACGAGUGCAUCAGAGAUUGAAUAUCCAUGCAAGAGCCAUAUUGAAGAUCAGGAGAGUGAUGAUCAAAUGUGUCUAAAACCUGUCAAGGAAGAACCUAAAGAUGACGUUUGUGAUAAACCCUUGCAUGGGACUCCUUCAUGCAAGGAAACUAAGAGGAAGAAAUCACGAUCACUAUGUUCUAACGCAGAAUAUCUAUGCAAGAGCUAUAUUGAUGAUCAUAAGAGUGAUGAUCAGUUGUGUCUAAAACCCGUCAAGGAAGAAGCUAAAGAUGGUGUUUAUGAUGAAACCUUGUAUGAGACUCCUCCAUGCAAGAAAGCUAGGAGGACUAAAUCACAAUCACAAUGUUCUAAAAUUGAAUAUCCAUGCAAGAGCCAUAUUGAAGAUCACAAGAGUGAAGAUCAAGUGAGUCUAAAACCCGUCAAAGAAGAAGCUAAAGAUGAUGUUUGUGAUAAAACCUUGUAUGAGACUCCUCCAUGCAAGGAAACUAGGAAGAAGAAACCGCAAUCACAAUGUUCUAAGCCUCGAAAGAAACUGAAAACUGCUCAAAAAGACAAAAAUAGAAAAGAUUGUGAAGAUGCGUCAACUGAUGAAGAAGGCCUGCAAACCAAGGUUCCUAGAGAUGGACGUGCAUUUGGAGCCAUCGAAUAUGAUAAAGCUCUUCAAAGAGCCUUUUCCUUUGAAUCAGAGAAUCCAUUCUUCCUGGUCACAAUGCAGCCUUCAUACAUUAAUCCUGGUCGAAAAAUGUGCAUACCAAAGAACUUUACUAUGAAGUUCCUGACAAGAGAUCUUGGUGAUUUAACACUUUGCACUUCGGAUGGGAGAACUUGGUCUGCUCAGUACUUGUGCUAUAUGACCAGAAACAAGUAUACAAAAGCAACCAUCCAUAUUGGUUGGAGGCAAUUCAUGCUGGACAACAAUUUGGAAGCUGGUGAUGUUUGUGUUUUUGAGCUGAUUUCGCAAACAGAAAUCAUGUUGAAAGUAAUUAUUUACCGUGUUCGUCAAGAUGCAAGUUGUAGUUCUCCUUUGGGUGGAAUAAACUCUUUGGAAAAUGGUGAUAAUGUAAGCUCAUCAACACCGGGAAGCACAGAGUCUAAGCAUCAUUGCUCGAUUCGAUCACUAACACCCCAUGAGAAAGCAAGAGCAAUUCAAAAAGCCAGUAAUUUUAAAUCUAAAAACCCUUUUUUCAAGGUUGUAAUGCAACCCAGAUACUUGACCAUAAGAUGUAGCCUGAGUAUACCAUACAAAUUUGUGAACCAAUAUCUCGAUGAAGAGAAGGAGGAAGCCAUCCUUCAAGUUUCUGAUGGGCGAACCUGGGUUGUCAAGUUUGCUGUUAAAGUGGUCACUGGUGGACAACAUAAAGCUGAAUUCUCUCAUACAUGGAGGGCUUUUGCACGGGACAAUAACUUGGAAGUUGGUGAUGUAUGUGUCUUUGAGCUGAUUAACCGCAAUGAAAAUUCAUUCAAGGUCUCCAUCUUUUCAGAGGCACCAGGAGCUAAUUCUUCUCUGUCACCGCAAGCUCAUGAUGUGAAAGCCAGUCAAGUUGCAUCCAAAAAUUGCUCGGUACCUAAAAUUGAAGCUGAUGAUGAUUUUGGCAAUUGUUAUGCUGGAAAUCCUGGCCCUGCUGCCCAACCCACUACCAUCGGACAUCAAGAAAAUGAAGAGGAAGUUAAUCCUACUGAUGAUGCUAUAGCCAGUCAAGUUGCAUCUAAAGAUUUCUUGGUGCCGAAAGUUGAAGUUGAUGAUGAUUUUGGCAAGUGUUAUGCCGGAAAUUUUAGCCCUGCUGCCCAAAUCACCACCACAGGAUAUCAAGAAGCUGAAGAGGAAGUCAAACCUACUAUAUCUACAGGACCAAGGGGCCCAUGAGCCAUGUGUACCAAGGUUACAAAUGGUUGGAAGACUUGUGCAGAAGAACAGAACUUGGAAAUUGGUGAUGUUUGCAUCUUUGAGAUGAUAAUUCAAAGGGCCAUGAAUUGUUAGACUGUAGCUAUCUGAAAGGCCCUAGACUAGAGGAUCAAACAUAGGUUUGCCAUAAAAACCUUGUUUAUCUUUGUUGAAACGUAGUUAAACUCACCAUUAAUAAAAGGGUCUGCUGUGGAAUUUCCUUUUCGUCCAA
This is a messenger RNA of Gossypium raimondii (Peruvian cotton), 2637 nucleotides long. RefSeq lists its product as uncharacterized. NCBI's taxonomy places the organism in Eukaryota, Viridiplantae, Streptophyta, Magnoliopsida, Malvales, Malvaceae. The transcript has 10 exons. Bases 195 to 2387 code for a protein of 730 amino acids. Gene Ontology annotation, molecular function: DNA binding. The record is from RefSeq and is a predicted model, not a curated record.